GAUAUCGAUAACGAUUUGAGCAACUCUUGCUGCCGGGCCACGUACAAUUUACGACAAAAAAUAACAAGUGAGAAUUAAAACUUAAAUACAAUCAUGGAAGUGAUGAAACGCUACGUAUCGCCUGUCAACCCGGCCGUUUUCCCCCACCUAGCUACCGUUCUUCUGAUUAUUGGAACCUUCUUCACCGCCUGGUUCUUCAUCUUUGUGGUGUCCCGGAAAAACGCAAAGGAAUCCACGCUUAUCAAGGAGCUACUGAUUAGCCUGUGUGCCUCGAUAUUCCUGGGAUUCGGCAUUGUUUUCCUACUUUUAACCGUCGGUAUAUACGUAUGAUGUAUAAGGAUAAGCGAAUCAUUCCGUGUAGAAAUAAAUUGAAGAUCUGUGUGUGGGCGUGAACGUAA
Molecule: messenger RNA, 398 nt
Organism: Drosophila bipectinata
Lineage: Eukaryota; Metazoa; Arthropoda; Insecta; Diptera; Drosophilidae
Gene: kud
Product: oligosaccharyltransferase subunit 5 kud
Biological process (GO): protein N-linked glycosylation
Cellular component (GO): membrane-bounded organelle
Source: RefSeq, a predicted model, not a curated record